AUGGCGGGUGACAGUCAACAAUCGAAGAAACGAAUUAAUCACACCUGGACAACACAAGAGGAUAAAGCACUUGUGGAGUGCCUUCUUGAAAUUGGUUUAGCCUGGAAGGGAGAUAAUGGCUUUAAGCCAGGAUUUGCAAAUCAAUUAGAAAAGAUGAUGGACGACAAGAUCCCCGGAUGUUCACUGAAAGCAUCCCCUCAUAUAACUUCCCGGAUUAAACAUCUUAAGAAGCACUAUAAUGCAAUCUGUGAAAUGAGAGGGCCUAAUGGUGGGAGCGGUUUCGGUUGGAACGACAAAGACAAGAUGAUUAACGUGGAAAAACAUAUUUAUGAUGACUGGAUUAAGACCCACCCCAGUGCCAAAGGGCUUUUUAAAAAGCCAUUCCCAUUCUUUGAUGAAUUAGCACCAAUCUUCGGGAAAGAGGUUGCAACUGGAGAAGGGGCAGAGGGACCUGAAGAUGCUGUUCAACAGAUGGAAAAAGAGGCUGCUAUUUAUGAUGAGAGUGGGAAUUUGGCAGAUGAUUUCUUUGAACAAAUGCUGGACCCUACACAGAGUCAGAAUUACUGUCCAAUGCCUGAGCCUACAACUGAAGAGGGACCUGAAGUACAUUCACCUGUGUCAGUAACUGUAGCAAAAAAGGGUAAGAAACGUGCAAGGAGUGAGGAUGCUGUCAUUAACGUGGUCUCUGAAGCAAUGGACAAGCUUACCCAGUCACACUCAAAAACAGCUGACAAAAUAGAUAACUUGGUUGGCUGUUUUAAACAUAAGGCAGAGGAUAGGGAGAUGAGAAGGUCAAUUCUGGAAGAAUUAAAACAGAUUGAAGGAUUAAAUGCUUCUCAAAGGGUGAAGGUUGCAAUGAUCAUGGGUAGAGAUAGCAAACUGACUGAUGUUUUCAUGAGUGGAGGUUAUGAGGAGAGAAUCUUAGUGGUGGCAUCGCUGUUGGAAACCGCUCGGUAG
Messenger RNA from Gastrolobium bilobum, 957 nucleotides. RefSeq lists its product as uncharacterized. The coding region runs from base 1 to 957 and encodes 318 amino acids. Lineage: Eukaryota; Viridiplantae; Streptophyta; Magnoliopsida; Fabales; Fabaceae. The record is from RefSeq and is a predicted model, not a curated record. The transcript has 2 exons.